Molecule: messenger RNA, 1881 nt
Organism: Planococcus citri (citrus mealybug)
Lineage: Eukaryota; Metazoa; Arthropoda; Insecta; Hemiptera; Pseudococcidae
Product: inactive pancreatic lipase-related protein 1-like
Exons: 7
Coding region: 465-1793 (442 amino acids)
Biological process (GO): lipid catabolic process
Molecular function (GO): lipase activity
Source: RefSeq, a predicted model, not a curated record
UUCCGUAAUGAGCAUGAAAGUAACAGUAAGGUCGUUAUCUACUUGACUACUUAAUAACGUAGGUAGGUAUUAUUCCAGACGAAAUAUUUAUUUUUUUUUUUUUUCGAAAAAAUUUCUUCGAUUUUGUUUUCGCGGCGGUGUUUUAUUAGUUUGUCGGCGAUUGCAUUGUGCGUAUGGUUUAUUGUUCGGUUCGAUUCCGGCCUCGACAUUUUUCGUGCUGUGUUUGCUGUUACGUGAUUUCGAUCGUUGAUAUUGAUUAUUUUUUUUUUUGAAAAACUUUUGUUGUGAUUUUAGUGUGCAAUGAUACGAGUUGAUUGGAUGGAGUUUGGUGGAUUUUUUUAAAUGUUAUGUUUCAAUUAUCAGAGGAACGAAACGAAAGAAGAUGUUGGAAUUUUGAUCAUUCCAUCCGCAGCCUCUGAAUCGAUAGAUUAUUUGCUUUUGAAAUACGAAGAUAUGAAGAAAAGAUGACCACUUUGAUAAAAGGACCAGUUCCGAAUAAAUUUUCAGAUCUGUUUCUUUUUCUAAUUAUCGCAUUUGUCUUAAACGGAAUGGCUAUGGGCCAGUUUCGCCAAUCACCGGAAUCUCUUCAGCUGCAAUUCCAACAGUAUCAAUUACAGCAGCAACGACAACUGCUCAGACAGCAGGCCUUAGCUGAACAACAGUUACCCAGAAAAACCACUACUGAAACGAUUCAACAACAGUUCCAAGAGAAAAAACAACAGCAAGGUGGCAGCAGACAGCAGAUACCAUUGCAACAGCAAACACAGCAGACUACUCAGGCACCUCAGCCAGUGGUUGCAGUACGUCCUCAGAUCCAAUCCGUACAGGAUCUAGUUAAUAAUAAUUCGUCUUGCGUUGAUCCUCCUUUUAGGUGUCCGCAUCCGAGGAUACAGUUCUUCUUGUAUACGAGGAAUACACAAACGAACCCGGAACUAUUGAAUACCAAAGAUAACGACUCUCUGUAUUCGUCUCGAUUCAAUCCAAAACACCCUACCAAAGUCAUUAUUCACGGUUUCCAAGGCGGUAGAAACCUUUCUCCAAGUACUGAUCUCAGAAAAGCCUAUUUUACCAGAGGCCAUUAUAACAUAAUAAUCGUCGACUAUUCGUCAUUAGUACAAAUACCCUGCGUCAGCCAAAUCGAAUGGGCGCCGCGUUUCUGCGGUAAAUGCAUAGCUCAAUUGGCAUCCUACUUGAAUAAUCAUCCGCGAGGAGUCACUCCGGAUAAACUUCACCUGAUCGGAUACAGUAUCGGAGCUCAUAUAGCCGGAUUGACGGCCAAUUACGUAACUAAAGGCAAACUAGGGCGUAUUACCGGCUUAGAUCCGACGAUAAUAUUCUCAAUGGGUACCACCGGCAAUCGAUCUCGCGAUCUUGAUUUUACCGAUGCUAAUUUCGUCGAUGUGAUUCAUACGGCAGCGGGGGUUUUGGGACAAUGGGGUCCUAGCGGCCAUGCUGACUUUUACGUAAAUGGUGGAUCUAGUCAACCGGGUUGUCAGUCGAACAGCCUUAUUGAAACACUGUCCUGUGACCAUACAAAAGUAACUCCUUACUUCAUUGAAUCGAUUACCUCUGAAGCAGGAUUUUGGGCUGUUCCUUGCCCUAAUAGAUUUUUCUACGCUUUUGGUUGGUGUACGCCAUCGGAAUCUGAAUAUGUCCUGAUGGGAGAACACGUCUCUCAUGCAGCACGAGGUAUUUAUUAUCUAGAAACGAAUGCCAAAAAGCCAUAUGCAAAAGGUUACCCAGCAAAACGUCAGGGCGGUGGCGCAGCUCGCGCGAUUCGAACUCCUGGAUAAUUUAUUAAUCAAAAUUAUUUAUUAUAAGUGAUACAUUUCUCGAAGUGUUAGAAGUAAUUUAAAUAUAUGUUACCGUAUCUUUUCAAAA